Messenger RNA from Vanrija pseudolonga, 1749 nucleotides. RefSeq names its product putative secreted lipase. The transcript is spliced from 2 exons. The record is from RefSeq and is a predicted model, not a curated record. Bases 1 to 1749 code for a protein of 582 amino acids. Lineage: Eukaryota; Fungi; Basidiomycota; Tremellomycetes; Trichosporonales; Trichosporonaceae.
AUGCUCCUCGCGCUCGUCCUGUCGGCCGCUGCGGCGCUCGCGGCGCCGGGACCAUAUGUCACCGUCGGCGACAAUGUCAACAACCUCGGCGCGCGGGGCACCUUUCCAACGGUCACGAUCACGACGCCGGCCGGCAGCCUGAUCGGCCUGGCACGCAACGACGCCGAAGCGUUUACUGGCAUCCCGUUCGCGCAGCCGCCCGUCGGGCCGCUCCGCCUCGCCCCGCCCGUCAGGAUCACGACCCCGCUCACCAACUUUGACGCGACGCAGCAGGCGCCCGCGUGCCCCCAGAUGCUGGCGGACGCAUCGGCAAACGACAUUAUCUCGCAGGUGCUCAACUCGGUCGCCGCCAACCCGUUCUACAUUUCGAGCACCAAGGCGCAGGAGGACUGCCUCAACAUCAACGUCUACCGCCCCAAGGGCACAGUCGCAGGGGCUAACCUGCCUGUUCUGUUCUGGAUCUUCGGCGGCGGCUUCGAGAUGGGCUACAACAGCCAGUAUGACGGCGGCUCCCUCGUCGCCAACUCGGUCGCGCUCGGCAAGCCAUUCGUCUUGGUAGCCGUCAACUACCGCGUCGGGGGCUUCGGAUUCAUGCCAGGAAAGGAGAUCAAGGCUGCCGGCGCGGCCAACCUGGGCCACCUCGACCAGCGGAUAGGGCUCGAGUGGACGGCGGACAACAUUGCGGCGUUCGGCGGCGACCCAUCAAAGGUGACCAUCUGGGGCGAGUCGGCCGGCGCCAUCUCCGUCUGGAACCAGAUGUGCCUGUACGACGGCAACAACAAGUACAAGGGCAACCCGUUGUUCCGCGGCGGCAUCAUGAACUCGGGCGGUAUCGCUCCCGCUGCGCCGGUCGACUCGCCCCGAGCGCAGGCAAUCUACGACCGCGUUGUCUCGCAGACUGUCUGUGCUGGACAGGCCGACACGCUCAACUGUCUCCGCGGGCUGCCGUACGCCGACUUCCUCAAGGCGGCCAACUCGGUCCCCGGGAUGCUGAGCUACACCUCGAUCGCGCUCAGCUACCUCCCCCGCCCGGACGGCAAGGUGCUCACCGCCAGCACCGACGUCCUUGCCAAGCAGAACAAGUAUGCCGCCAUGCCGAUGAUCUCGGGCAACCAGGAGGACGAGGGCACCUUGUUCACCUUGUUCCAGGCCAACUCGUCCGCGACGACCGACCUCAUCACGUCGUACCUCAACACGGUGCUCUUCCCCAACGGGCCCACGGCAACUGUCGCACAGCUGGUCAACUCGUACUCGCCGUGGAUCUGGGACGGGUGGCCGUACGGCACGGGCGUGUUGAACGAGUGGUACAUUGGCUUCAAGCGCCUCGCGUCUAUCCUCGGCGACCUGACCUUCAUACUCGCGCGCCGGAUCCAACUGACUGCCACGACGACAAACAACCCCUCGAUCCCGGCGUGGUCAUACCUCUCCUCGUACUACUACGGCACGCCCGUGCUGGGUACCUUCCACGGCAGCGACCUCAACUCGGUGCACUUUGGCGUCGGUCUGUCCAGCGCAGGGGUCAAGGGUAUCCAGAGCUACUACGCCAACUUUGUGUACAACCUCGACCCAAACAACGCAUCGGGGGGUACCUCGACCGCGAGCGCAGUCAGCUUCAACUGGCCAAAGUACGACACGAAGAGCCGCACAAUGAUCAAGUUUAACCUGCUCAACUAUGAGACCAUCGCCGAUACGUUCAGGAGUGCGUCGUACGACGUGCUCAGUGCCAAUCCGAGCGUGUUCCAGAUUUGA